GAAUGAGAUCGAUCGCGUCGCUCUGCUACUGCUUGUCUGUCGCUGGCUGUCUGAUGUGGCGUCCGUCAUUUUACGCUAACAUUUUACAGUAAAUUGUCCAAACUUAAUUACAUACGCGGAUGCCAAUGACUUUUGAUGAGAUAUGAGUGUGAAAUUAUCAGCUGAAUAACAAAACUGUCUGUACCCAGAGGAUCUUCAUAAUGGUUCAUGUCAACAGGACUGAAGACAACAUCUCCAGCACUGCCCCGACCCCUCAUUCUUCAUCAGCAUCAUCAUCCUCCAUGUCGUUUUCAGGCCUCUCUCCAUCUCUGUCUUCAUUCAUCCCUCAGUCAAACUGCUCCGUGCCUCCGUCUCCAUCCUCUCCACCGUAUAACUUCUACGCUGUGUUGUUGGUUUUGUUGAUCUUCUGCGUGGUGUUUGGCAAUGUGCUGGUGUGUGUGGCUGUGUCAAGAGAAAAAGCCCUUCAGACCACCACCAACUACCUCAUCGUGUCUCUGGCCGUGUCUGAUCUGCUUUUAGCCACGCUGGUGAUGCCAUGGGGCGUCUAUCUGGAGGUUGUAGGUGAAUGGAGGUUCAGCCGAAUUCACUGUGAUGUUCUUCUCACAUUGGAUGUUAUGAUGUGUACAGCCAGCAUUCUCAACUUAUGUGCCAUCAGCAUUGACAGGUACACGGCUGUGGCUAUGCCUUUAUUGUAUAACACACGUUACAGCUCCAGAAGAAGAGUCACGCUCAUGAUCGCUGCUGUAUGGUUUCUCUCAUUCGCUGUAUCAUGUCCUCUGCUGUUUGGACUCAAUAACACAGCCAGUCAGGAAGGGAGAGAUUGCAGUUUCGCUGAUCCGGCGUUUGUGGUUUACUCAUCUGUUGCGUCCUUUUACGUGCCCUUCAUUGUGACACUGCUGGUGUAUGCGCAGAUCUGUGUGGUUCUGCGCAGACGGGGCAGACGAACCGCACCUUCACGCAGACAUGGUCUUCACUCAGGAGAUGGAGAUGGACAAAGACCUCGCAAGAAUAAGUGUACUCACCCUGAGGAUGUGAAGUUGUGUACUUUAAUUCUGAGACCGCCUACAGAUGCUCCACACCGCAAGAAAGUGACGUUGGCGACGGAGGCUCUGGUUCAUCCUCUGGACGUGGAGCCGGCGUGUUUUCUGAAUCAGGAGAGAGAGCAGAUGCAUCAGUCCGGAACAGCUAAAAUCUCUGUGGCUCCCAGCCCGACUCGCCCUGGCUCCACGCUCUCAGCCCCGGGCCCUCGCAGAGUCACCCUACAGGAGAACGCACACGGACGGCACGGAUGGAGAGAGAAACGUACAGAAAGUGAGAAAGGAGUCGCAGCGAAGGAGAGAGAGAGGGGAAGAUUUUCACAACAGAAAGAAAGAAAAGCAACUCAGAUGUUGGCUAUUGUUUUAGGUGUUUUCAUCAUAUGCUGGUUACCGUUCUUCCUCACACAUGUGCUGAAGGCUCACUGUGGUACCUGCUGUAUCUCUCCAUCACUUUACAGCGCUGUCACCUGGCUGGGAUACCUGAACAGUGCCGUAAACCCCGUCAUCUACACCACAUUCAACAUUGAGUUUCGUAAAGCCUUUAUUAAAAUCCUGCACUGCUAACAACACAUCUGACGUCUGAAUCAGAUACUCAAAACUGAAGGCAAAUAUAUCAGCUUUGACUCUGUGAAACUCUCACUAUCAGCAGAGAUUAUCUGAAGAUUACUGAGAUUUAAAAUAAUGAUUUACACUAUAAUGAAAAUGUUGUGACAAUAUGAUUUCUGCUGUGCAUUACAGAUUUAUAUUGCCUCAUCUUUUAAACGUCUUGGCAUGAGAAAUACACAAGAUAUAAUGUGAGAGAUAUGUCGUACACAUGCUGUAAAUAACAUCAGAUAAUAAGAUACACAAUACAAUGUGUGACCCUAGACCACAAAACUAGUCAUUGAGAUUUAUUCAUGAAUACAGAAGAUUUCCAUUCAUACAACUAUUUAAAAAUCUGGAAUCUGAGCUUGCAAAAAAUCUAAAUAUUUUCUGAAGUUAACCAAAUGAAGUCCUUAGUAACUACAUUCACUCACAAAAAGUUUUUAUUAGGGCUGUAAAACAAAUGAACCGUGAUUAAUUGCAUACAAAAAACAAGUUUAAUUUUGCAUAAUAUAUGUGUGUGUGUGCACUGUGUGUAAUUAUUUUGUAUAUAUAUAAAUACGCUACGCAGUCUCACAAAAUUAUGUACCAAUAGUCACGUAAUUUUUUUAUUCUUUUUUGUGAUACUGUCCCGAAUGUCCUUGUUUUUUCGUGAUUUUAUCAUGAAUUUCUGUUUACGUGUGAUUGUCACGUAUUGGUUACUCAACUGUUAGGUUAGGGUUAGGAUUUGGUGUUUGCGUUAGGAUGUCACUUGAAGUAUUAGUUUAUAAAAAAAUUCAGAUUUUUUUUUCUACAUUUUAAAACAUUGUCACCUGGCAUUAGGGUUAGAGUUGGGUUUGUAUAAGGAUGUCAUUUUAUGUAAAUCUAACCCUAAACCAAAGUGACAAUGGUAAGAAAAUAGGACAAACAGUUGAGUAACAAAUACGUGAUAAUGACACAUACACAGAAAUUCGUGAAAUGAUCCCAAAAAAACUGGCAAAUUUGUGACAGUAUCACGAAAAAGAAUCAAAAAAUUACGGGACUAUAGGUACGCACUUGCAUAUAUGUAUUUAAGAAACAUUUACAUAUAUAUUUAUAUUUAUUUAGUUAGUUAGUUUUAAAUAUAUUUUAUAUAAUAUAUCAAUUAAAAAUAUACAUAAAUUAAAAAAUCUUACAUUUAUACAUCUGUGUAUUUAUAUAUAGCCUAAAUACAAUAAUUACAAAUAUAUUAUGCAAACAAACACUUACAUUUUUUUAAUCACAAUUAAUCUUUUGACAGCCCUAGUUUUUAUAUAUUUACUGAAGGAAAUUUACAAACUCUCUUUAUGAAAGAUGAUCUUACCUUAAUAUCCUGAUGAUUUUUGGCAUAAAUGAAAAAUCUACCUUUUUAUUGUUAGCUAUUGCUACAAAUAUACACAUGCUACUUAAGGUUUUGUGGUCCAGGGUCACAUGUAAAGGGUGAAUUUUACACCAAUACAUCUAAUAAACACCAACAAACAGAGACGACCACAAACCCUGUGGUGCAAAGAAAGUUCUUGUUGGAGUUUGUCAGCUCAGUGCGAUUUUUCUGAAAUGUUUUUAUUACUUUUAAGUAGUAAUGUAAUAACUUAUUUUCUGAUUGCAUUCUGGGAUUUGUCCUCAGAUGUCCAAAAGACUAUUUACUGCUUAAAAAAGCCAUCACAUUGCAAACCUAUGAUAACUUAAAAUUCUGUUAGCUCACUAUAGUUUCUGGUUGUGAGCAGAGGGAAAAAAUCAUCCUGUUUACUAAAGAUGAUGUGAAAAC
Messenger RNA from Paramisgurnus dabryanus, 3381 nucleotides. RefSeq names its product dopamine receptor D2 like (gene drd2l). Gene Ontology annotation, molecular function: dopamine neurotransmitter receptor activity, coupled via Gi/Go; G protein-coupled receptor activity. Gene Ontology annotation, cellular component: presynaptic membrane; glutamatergic synapse; plasma membrane. Gene Ontology annotation, biological process: negative regulation of adenylate cyclase activity; negative regulation of voltage-gated calcium channel activity; phospholipase C-activating dopamine receptor signaling pathway. NCBI's taxonomy places the organism in Eukaryota, Metazoa, Chordata, Actinopteri, Cypriniformes, Cobitidae. The record is from RefSeq and is a predicted model, not a curated record.